Penicillium macrosclerotiorum is the source of this 1473-nucleotide messenger RNA. Its product is annotated as putative MFS transporter. The transcript has 6 exons. Gene Ontology annotation, molecular function: transmembrane transporter activity. The annotation marks the transcript as partial. Gene Ontology annotation, biological process: transmembrane transport. The record is from RefSeq and is a predicted model, not a curated record. NCBI's taxonomy places the organism in Eukaryota, Fungi, Ascomycota, Eurotiomycetes, Eurotiales, Aspergillaceae. Gene Ontology annotation, cellular component: membrane.
AUGGCUAAAUCAACCACAGAACAGAUUGAGCACCAAGUAACCCCCAGCAAGGAUCUCAACCUCCAACAGGAUGUACUAUAUCAAGCCUAUGUGGCCAAGAGCCCAGAAUGGCAUCAAAAGAUGACUAAGUCUCUUCUACGCAAAGUAGAUCUGCAUCUUCUCCCAUUUCUGAUUCUCAUGUAUCUUCUGAAUUUCUUGGAUCGCAAUAACCUAUCCCAGGCCCGUCUCGGCUCGCUGGAGAAGGAUCUGGGAAUGAAGGGCACAGAUUAUAACCUGGCAACCAGCAUCCUGUUUGUUGGCUAUCUUCUCAUGCAGUUGCCUUCUAAUCUGCUUCUGACACGCAUUCGUCCUUCGCGAUUUUUGGGCGUUGCUAUGGCUAUUUGGGGCGUCAUUUCGGCGUGUCAAGCAGCCACCACGUCUUUUUCCGGUCUUGUGGUUUCUCGGUUCUUUCUCGGGUUUGUUGAAGCCCCAUUCUUCCCUGGGGCUAUUAUGCUGAUGUCGAGCUGGUACACGCGACAAGAACUUAGUCAUAGGAUUGCCUGGUUCUAUGCAGGAAGCUCCCUGGCCAAUGCCUUUGGUGGCCUGAUUGGCGCCGGGGUUCUGGGUAAUUUGAAUGGAGCACACGGGAUUUCUGGGUGGCGCUGGCUAUUUAUAAUUGAGGGAUGCAUCACAGUCGGUGUUUCCGUUCUGGCGGCCAUUUUCUUGCCAAACUACCCUGCGACAACCUCGUGGUUGGACCCCCAGGAACAAGCUUAUGCACAGUGGCGCCUUAUCAGCGAUACAGGUGAAGCUGAUGAUGCUAGUUCUGCCAGUAUCAAGGAAGCAUUGACUCUCGUUUUCGUCGAUAAGAGGAUUUACCUGUUCAUUUUUCUGCAGCAUACUUCUCUUCUGUCCCAGACGUUUCAGUACUUUUUCCCAUCCAUCGUGCAGACGCUGGGGUAUAAUAAUAUUGAGACACUUUUGAUCACAGCCCCCGUCUGGAUUGCCACGUUUUUGGUCUCGCUCUUGGUCACUUGGACGUCUGGAAAAACAGACGAUCGCAGCAUACAUAUCAUCUGCUUGAUGCUUGUCAGCGUUGUGGGCGGGAUUAUUUGCACUGCGACAACAAACAUCGGUGCAAGAUUCUUUGGAAUGUUUCUAAUGCCAAUGGGGGCUGUUUCUGCAUAUCAAAUCAUUAUUGCUUGGGUUGCGAAUUCGUUUCCUCGACCUCUAGUAAAACGGUCCGCUGCUAUUGCUCUGUCCAACAUGAUUGGAAAUACUGCUUCAAUUUACGGGAGUUACAUGUGGCCAUCUUCUUCGGGUCCUCAGUAUAUUCCUGGGGGAAGUGCAACUGCGGCGAUUGCUCUCCUAGUCGCACUAUUGGCCUUCAUUACCCGCCUGGUUCAUGUAAAGAUGAACAAACGACUGGAAGAAGCAGAGUCUCUACAGGAUAUCGGCUCUUCGGGUGAUUUGGAAACUCGCAUUACCCGAUUC